AUGGCCUACGAAGAGCUCCAAGCUCUUAUCAGAGACCUACACCAGACUCUAGACCAGAAACAUGUGGAUAAAACAGCUGCGCUGUUAAGUCGUGCGAAGCGUGCUCUUCUGCAGCUCAACGCCCUCAUCCCGUCCAGCUCAACUCCCCAUCCCCUCAUCUCCCUUGCCCGCGAGAUCCUGGAGUUGGGUGCUAUCACAUCUAUACGCCAGACUGAUGCCCCGUCCUUUACCCGAUUCUACCAACAACUACAGCCCUUCUACGACACUGAGAGACACCUGCAGGCAGCCUACGCAGAGGAGGCGGAGAUAAACUUAAAAACCAGCCAGCGGAGCAAGAUAACAGGUCUUUAUUUGCUGCUGCUUCUGAGCAUGGGGAACAACACGGAGUUUCACACUGUGUUGGAGGGAUUGGUGGUGGAAGCGUCCUUGAAGGGCCACCCCGUUGAAACCGAUCCGUAUAUCAAGUAUCCAGUUGAGCUGGAGCGCAGCUUGAUGGAGGGCAGUUAUGAUAAAGUCUGGCGUGAAACCAAGUCGGAAAGAGUUCCGUCAGAGGACUUUGGUCUAUUCUCAUCUAUCCUGGUUGGUACCAUCCGAAGUGAGAUCGCCGACUGCUCUGAGAAGGCAUACCCGUCACUCCCCGUCUCUAACGCCAAGAACUUGCUAUUCCUCGAUUCUGAAGGCGCCGUUGUAGAGUUUGCCAAGGAGCGAGGAUGGACGUUGAGGGAUGGACGAGUAUAUUUCCCCAGCCAACAGGAACAGGAGGAACAGAACGCGCCCCAGAAGUCUGGCAAGGAAAUUACGUUAACAACUGGUUCCGUGAUCGAGAAUACCAUUGGGUAUGCAAGGGAUCUGGAAACUAUUGUUUAA
Messenger RNA from Arthroderma uncinatum, 867 nucleotides. Its product is annotated as 26S proteasome non-ATPase regulatory subunit 8. Gene Ontology annotation, biological process: proteasome-mediated ubiquitin-dependent protein catabolic process. The coding region runs from base 1 to 867 and encodes 288 amino acids. Lineage: Eukaryota; Fungi; Ascomycota; Eurotiomycetes; Onygenales; Arthrodermataceae. The record is from RefSeq and is a predicted model, not a curated record. The transcript is spliced from 2 exons. Gene Ontology annotation, cellular component: cytosol; proteasome regulatory particle; nucleus.